AUGUCAACAAGCAGAGUUAUAAAGGGCGCCGGAGAUGUUGCAACUGGGGUUGGGCAGAAGGAGGAAGGCGAAAAGGAAGACGACGAAAAAGAAGAAGAAGAAGAAAAAGAGAAUCAAGAAUCAAAAGAUGCCAAGGCCACCUUGAAGGCUCUUGGUCUCGUCUAUAUAUACGCAGGAAUGGCACGAGUAGCCAUCACAAGAGGGUGUGCCCGAGGCAAUGUCCUUCUCGCCUCGACUCAAGUCUUGUGUCUGGGGAUGCCGAUGCUUGGCAAAAACAAAACAAAUCCUGCACGCUCUACGAUUUAA
Sporothrix schenckii 1099-18 is the source of this 306-nucleotide messenger RNA. RefSeq lists its product as uncharacterized. Bases 1 to 306 code for a protein of 101 amino acids. The transcript has a single exon. NCBI's taxonomy places the organism in Eukaryota, Fungi, Ascomycota, Sordariomycetes, Ophiostomatales, Ophiostomataceae. The record is from RefSeq and is a predicted model, not a curated record.